CGAGUCGUGAGGCGCUGCUCCCUCUGCAGAGGAAACCCUUCCCGACUGACUCUUUGCCUUUGGGCUUUACGUUCCCUCGCGCGUGACAAUUCCCGGAGCUGCGGCGACCCGCACCUAGGGAAGCUGUCAACCAGAGAGAGCCGGGAGAGAGAAGAGGGGAGCGCGCGGAGGCGGCGUUUGUCUUGGCUCGCGCCCGCGCGGUUCCCCGCACAGCUUGGCGCGCGGGUGCUCGAACUUCUCGGCCGCUGCCCUCGUGCCCGCGCCAGAGUUGGCGUUGAUCGCAGUGCGCUGGGGGAGCCAGUGACUCAGUUGCUCCAGGGGCAGCGAAGGGAGGCGGGAGGACAGCAACGCGAAGGCAGCGGCUUGACCCCGCGCGCUUCUGCGUCCGCGUGCUUUGCGGGGCUACGAGGAGGGGGCGGCUGCGAGCCUUGCCGCCGCAAAUCCUCCUCGGAAGGCUCCCCCCUCCUCCUUCCCCAGCGGAACGUCCUCCCUCCACCCCCCCCCCGCCUGCCCGCCCUCUCCUUCCUCCUGGAGUCAGCGAACGUGUGAGCAGCGAUGGCGGCCGCCGGAGUCCUGGCCAAGCACGAGCAGAUCCUGGUGCUCGAUCCGCCCACCGACCUAAAAUUCAAAGGUCCUUUUACAGAUGUAGUCACCACGAAUCUUAAACUACGAAAUCCAUCAGACAGAAAAAUAUGCUUUAAAGUAAAGACUACAGCACCUCGUCGAUACUGUGUGCGGCCAAAUAGUGGAAUUAUUGACCCAGGAACUUCAGUAACUGUAUCUGUUAUGUUACAGCCUUUUGAUUAUGAUCCAAAUGAGAAGAGUAAACAUAAGUUUAUGGUACAGACGAUCUUUGCCCCUCCAAACAUUACAGAUAUGGAAGCAGUGUGGAAGGAUGCAAAAUCUGAUGAAUUAAUGGACUCCAAAUUGAGAUGUGUAUUUGAAAUGCCUAAUGAAAAUGAUAAGCUGGUUUUAUCUUCAUCAAGAUCUGUAUACGUAAUUCCAGCCAACAGAAACUUUCUUCAGGAGCCUGCAAAUAAUAGACAGAAGAUUGACAUGAUGGAACCAGGCAGUGAGGUCAAUAACAAGACGGAUCAGAAUGAAAUAGAAACAAGUAAGUCUGCUCCAAUACUGAAUGCAACAAAGCAAGAUGGUCUGGUGCCAAAAUCACAUAGUGUUUCGCUUAAUGACACUGAAACAAGGAAGCUAGUGGAAGAAUGCAAAAGACUUCAGGCAGAUGUUGUGAAACUAUCAGAGGAAAAUAGACAUCUGAGAGAUGAAGGCUUGAGGCUGAGAAAGGUGGCACACUCAGAUAAACCUGGACCAUCAGGCUUGGCCCUCCGAGAUAAUGGCUCCAACCCUCUUCCUUCACUCCUUGUUGUAAUUGCAGCCAUUUUCAUUGGAUUCUUUUUAGGGAAAUUCAUCUUGUAGAAAGGGAGAGAGAAGAGAGAGAGAGAAGCAUGCAGAAUGCUGCUUCCUUUUUUUUUCUUGGCCAGAAAAAAAAAAUUACCUACCACUUCAUUGGUAGUAUGGCCAAAGUGACCAUUUUUGUGUACAGCAUCAUACAGGCUUUGCCUCUAAUGAUCUUGCACGGUUAGACAACACGAUAAAAAGACAAACUGUUCGGCUGCUGGACAAAAUUGUAUAUUAAUUCAUUAAUAGCAGGUGUCAGUUGCACAUUCAGUCCUUUAUGAAAACUCAUAAAUAAAGAAUUGUUCUUUCUUUUUGUGGUUUUAAUAAGAGUUAAAAUUGUUCAAAGUCUUGUAAAUGUUAUUUUAAUAAUCCUUUUCAAAUUUUAUCUGUUAUUCUUGCCUCUUGGAAAGAAUGAUUAUUAGAAUGCUAAUUCGCUUGUUCAGGAAAAUGAUGAGGCAUUCUGUGGGGAAAUGUUCCUCUUAGUGUAUACAUUUUUCCCUUCACCUUACUUUGCUGAUAUCAUGGCAGAAUUUCUUACCCUUGUGAGGUGGUUGUGGAAGAAAAAAAUAAUCAUCCUGACAGCCCUGUCCCAUGGUAUUUAACAAACAAAAUAAUAAAACUGUUAACAGACUUUCUGAUGGGUAGCUUGUUUCUGUGAAUUGUUCUUUUAGAAAGAUUUUACAACAUAUGCUAUACACAGCCUGCUUCUUGUCACAGAUUUAUAUUGUUCACUAGUUGUGGGUUAGACUGGUGCCAGUGAAGCUUCAGAAGAAAUGUAGCAGUUUCCAUAUUGUGCAGCAGCAGCUGUAAAAUUACCUGGCUUUUUAGGAAAAGGUCAGAAUUUGAUUUGUUUGGGACAUGGGAUACAUACUUUAAAUUUACUUUUUAAAAAUAGUUUUUUGGGUUUUUCAGAUACUUCUGCUAUAUCACUGAUAUUCUUUUAAAUUUAUGGAAUCAAUUGUAUCUUGAUUUUUCAUCCAGACUUAUUUAGGCAAAGUAUCCAUAGAAGAACAUUCCCUAUAAUGUUUCCAAAUAACCCAAAGUUAAUACUGAUGGAGAAAACAUUGAUCAUUUAGUUUUGUGAAAAAAUUAAGCCUUCUUCAGUAAAUGUCUUGGCACAGCUGCCUGUUAGCUAUGCAUAUCUUAAUUCUAUGAAAUUCAUUUUAUUUGGUCUGAAUAUUUUUUCUCCACAAUCUUGUGGUUUGUUUAAUUUCUGGUAUUCACUUCAUUAAAUAGAUGAUUUUGAAAGCACAAUACAGCUAUUCUACAUAAUCCAUCAUAAGGAAGCAUUUGAAAUUGAUAUUUUGGAAGGCUUAUACUUAUAAGCAGAAUUUUGUAUGUCCUUGGAUAUAAUGAAGCAGUGCUAUGUAGAUUUUAUAUAGCUGAGAACUGUUCUAGGAAAAAUAUAAAUCAUCUUGGUUGCCUUUGAUUUUUAAUGCUUUUUUUAAAUAGAACUACUUAUGUCAUGUACCAUCACAAUUCGCUGUGAUAAACUUUUAUAAACAUCUUGCAAUUUACAAAGAAGAUGAUGAACAAACUACUUGCCUGAUGUUUCACUUAAAAGCAUGCAAAUACAGUUACUCUUUGUGUUUUCUGGUAUCUGCAUUCUGACUUUGGUGACUUGAAGAAGUGUGCUCAUAUCCGGUUCUCUCUCAAUUGGUUCUAAAAGCAGUAGUAUUGUUCAUACUGUAUUAUAUAACUGGUACAUCAGGAGAAAGCAUUUAUUCCUUGAAGGAAGUUGAUCAUUGAAUGAGAUUACAAGGAAGAUUUAUGUACAGGCUAUAACUUCUCAAUAUGUUUGAUAAUUCUGUGAAAGAAGAAAGCUUCAAAGAUAUGUUCGCUGUUCAACAAAAGCUACAACGGUUUGCACUGGCUAAAUACUUUAGCAUUUAUUAGCCUGAACUUAGAAUUUAUUCCAGAUAGCCAGAAUUGUGGUGAAACAUAGUAUGAGGAAGUACUCUAACCUUGGCAGAUCUCUUGCCAAAAAUAAAAUAAAAUAAAAUAAAGACAACAAUAACAAAAGCAUUCCACAGCUUAUAAUAUGAUGAUCAUAAGUGUAAAAUUAGGGUCCUAGCUGGGCCACUUAGCAGGGCCAGGCUUUCAAAGACAAAUAUUAUGGAAUGAUUCAAUAAUUACUGUAAGUAGAGUGAGAAAAUCCUGUUUGUGGAUGCGCUUCUAGUUUUUAAUAAUCUUUUCAUAACUGUAUAUAAAAUGUAAUGCUAAACUAUUUCGCUCUCAGGAGUGAUUCUGGAUGAUACCAACUGUAUUUAGUGAAUUUAUGUAAUACGGAUUAAAUUGUCUGUUCCUGAAAUGGUUAGAACUUUGCCUGUUUGCUUGUGUACACCAAUGUGAGGAACAUACUUGUUCCUGUUAGUAAGUGCUUCCAUCAGAAAGUGCAGUGUGUUCACUGUAGUAGAUCUUAUGUAUAGUGAAUUAUUGGCUCCUGCAGCUUGCAUGAUGCAAGCUUUAUAUUUAAGGUUGGCAACUUUGCUUAUGGCAAGAAAUUAUAGCAAAAAGCAAAAUUAUUUAAAAGUCCUGAAAUAUGUUUUCGUCUGCUUCUUGCAAAGUAAGAAAGAAGGUCUGCCCAAAAUCUGUUUAAUUGAUUUGAAAGAAAAUAAUUAUGCUUAAGUAACAUUAAAAUGAUUUUUCCAGUGAAUUUCUCAUUGCCAAAAGUCUUUUGUGCAUUCAGGUAGUAUUAAAGAUAUUGGGAAAAUAACACUACAAGUUAUGAACUGAGUGAACAUUAACAAAAAUUGCAAAGGAUUUAUGGUACCCAUUGGUUUCUGUAAUACAAGAUGUUUUUGUUGUGUUGAAUGCAAAGUUUAUAAAAUAAAUUAAAACUUGGUAUUCAUAACAUGGGAAACUGGCAACUUCACACACACAAAUUGUUUUGGAUUAUAAUUCCUGAACAUCUAAAAGACCUAUACUAAGACUAGAGAUUAUAGGAGAAACAUAAUGCAGAAAAUAUGGAGAGUGCCCCAUUAGUUCUUGGUAACAAUCAUAAAACUUUAAUAUAGCCUGUUAUGCAAUUAAGCGUAUAAAAUAGGCCAUUGGAUUUGAAUAUAAUGUUCAGUAAAUACUGGCUUGUUGGGAUAAGUUGAAAUUUGUGUUCAAAUAAGUAUAUUUUGUGAAUCAAUGCAAUUGUGUAAGAAUAGACAUAUUCUUAUCUAACAAAAAAGACACAUGAAUAAUUUGAGAGGCUGUUUGAAUUUGUUCUUGACUCUCAGCAACUGUAUUCUUUUAUCUAAUUUGUGAAUUUAUGAAUUAAAGGAAACCUUUUCCCUGA
Ahaetulla prasina is the source of this 4699-nucleotide messenger RNA. It is a transcript of the gene VAPA, whose product is annotated as VAMP associated protein A. Gene Ontology annotation, molecular function: FFAT motif binding. Bases 556 to 1431 code for a protein of 291 amino acids. Gene Ontology annotation, cellular component: plasma membrane; endoplasmic reticulum membrane. Gene Ontology annotation, biological process: neuron projection development. The record is from RefSeq and is a predicted model, not a curated record. The transcript has 7 exons. NCBI's taxonomy places the organism in Eukaryota, Metazoa, Chordata, Lepidosauria, Squamata, Colubridae.